Molecule: messenger RNA, 1023 nt
Organism: Suhomyces tanzawaensis NRRL Y-17324
Lineage: Eukaryota; Fungi; Ascomycota; Pichiomycetes; Serinales; Debaryomycetaceae
Exons: 1
Biological process (GO): fungal-type cell wall organization
Cellular component (GO): plasma membrane; fungal-type cell wall
Source: RefSeq, a predicted model, not a curated record
GAAGAAGAUGUUCCAGAUAUCUGCAGAACCAAUGGCCUCGAAAUUAAAAGCCAGUCUGACAUGCUUCAUUUGGAGCGGUGCAAGGUGAUCGCUGGUGAUAUCCAUGUCAAUGAGUACACUGACGCCAUCUUGGUGUUGAACAACGUUGAGAGAAUCACUGGCAGCUUGAUCGUAAGAAACUCGCCUGAGCUUGUCAGAAUCGAAGCCCCUCGCGUUGAAUCCAUCUCUCAGUUAUUCUCGUUGCAGGAAUUGACCUCGCUCGCACUAAUCUCGUUUCCUCAUUUGAAGUCGGUCCAUUCACUCAAUUGGAAAGUGUUGCCCAUCUUGAGUAAUGUACACUUCGACAACGAAAUCGCUGCUUUCGACAGCAUCACCGUUGCAGAUACCUCUUUGACCAGCUUCUCUGGAUUCUUGACCGAUGAACUAGAAACCUUAGAUAUCAACAAUAACCGGUUCUUGGACUCCAUUAGUUGCGAUGUUGAGAAGAUAAACGAAAAGCUUCAUGUUGCUGCUAAUUCCGCUUCUAUUACUGUCGACUUAUCUCAGCUACGGAGCGUAAACAACGUUAGCAUUCAUGAAGUGGCCGAAUUGAACUUGACGCUGUUGGAGGAAAUUGGACAAAGCAUGAAUAUCAUCAAUAAUUACUUCUCGCAAGUCAAGUUUCCCAAGCUAAAACUGAUCGGCGGCACUCUCAGUCUUCUUAAAAAUGAAAAAUUGAGCCAAAUCGAAUUUCCUGUCACUACCGAUAUUGGGGGUGGACUAAUGAUCGUCAAUAAUACUAAUCUUGAUACAAUCGAUUUCUUACCCGAGUUGAGCGUGAUUGGUGGUGCCCUUAAACUUGUGGGCAAUAUCAAAGAAACUAGCAUGAAACUGUUAAGAUUGGUCAAGGGCAGUGCAAAGAUUCUCACUCUGUCAACUUCUUUUGAUUGCAACAAAUGGACUAGAAGUGAAAUUGGUUCAGUGAUUAGAGGAGGAAAGAUUGAGUGUACUAAUGGGAACAAUGAUAAGAUCGUCUCCGACACU